Rodentolepis nana is the source of this 489-nucleotide messenger RNA. The record is from the annotation of a GenBank genome assembly. Lineage: Eukaryota; Metazoa; Platyhelminthes; Cestoda; Cyclophyllidea; Hymenolepididae.
AUGACUUGUCAUCCCAGGACUUGUGAUAAUUAUGCUAAAUACGCCCAGAAUUUAUACUGUAAUUGCAAAAUCUACAACGAUAUCCAUGCCAAUUUGACGCCUCUUGACGAUGAAACAGACAGUUCUGCUGAGACCGAACCAUUUCGGAUCCCCAGAGCAUCUCCUUAUCCAAGAAUAUACCCUGUUGAAAGUUGUUAUCAAAUUGCUAAUCAAAAACCAUCUAAAGAUAAAUGUGGUGAUGUUAAAUUGACGGAUAAUUCUAGGGAUGAUCUUGUUGCACAAUAUUGUUCGACCGAAAAGAAAUGUGUUGAGAUGAAACGUCUUCCGAGAUUCACUACCCUUCCGAAAUAUUUCCAGCCUGAUUGUGAAGAAAGUACAGACGACUCCGAAAAUGGUGAGUGCGUUCUCAUCUGGAAGAAAGUUGAAACUGAACCCAGCAAGCGAUCCAAUAAGCGAAAUACAAAGUUGGGAACAAAAUGUUGUCGAUGA